This is a messenger RNA of Nannospalax galili (Upper Galilee mountains blind mole rat), 3605 nucleotides long. RefSeq names its product trafficking protein particle complex 12 (gene Trappc12). The record is from RefSeq and is a predicted model, not a curated record. The coding region runs from base 136 to 2799 and encodes 887 amino acids. The transcript has 14 exons. Gene Ontology annotation, cellular component: Golgi apparatus; TRAPP complex. Gene Ontology annotation, molecular function: protein binding. Lineage: Eukaryota; Metazoa; Chordata; Mammalia; Rodentia; Spalacidae.
GGCGGGGCGGGGGGGGGGGACGUCAGGGACCUGCAGGCGAGGGUACUGGGUCUUGAGUCUGCUUCCGGUGCCCAGUCAGUUCCUUGGACCCUCUUCACCCGCGGGUGACCCGGCCCUGGGCAGGCGGCAGACAACAUGGAGAAAGCUAAAGACGCUGAGCAGAGCCGAGGUGAGGAGCCACCUCUGGACCAGGCAGGAUCUGAAAACAGCCCUGAGCAGCUGUCUCAGGAGGAGCAGAGCCAGCUGCUGUACCAUGAGGAGACCAUUGAUCUUGGUGGAGAUGAGUUUGGGUCUGAAGAGAACGAGCCCAUAUCCGAAGAUUCUCACAACUUUGUAGAAAAGCUUAAUGAGCACAUGAUGGAGAGCGUACUCAUCUCCGACUCUCCUAAUAACAGUGAGGGUGAUGUGGGCGACCUCAGCUGUCUGCAAGAUGUUGUGGAGCCCACAGAAGGUGGCUCUGAUCACAGACUGGAUAGCAUCACAGACAAAGAAAUGGAUAUCCUGAGUAACGACAGUGAAAUGGAAGGAGAUGAUACACCCAGAGAUGCUUCUGACAUGACCCCUGAUAGCAGAGCCUCUCUGAAAGAAGACUCAACACAGGAAGAUGUGACUGGCAUGUCUGCAUUGGGGAAUGCUAGCACCGGGGACUUGGGGCCCAGGGAUGGCCAAUCUCGCCCAGAAGAACAGGCUUCAGAGGUGUCCUCCAGCCAGUCCUCCUCUAAAGACGAACCCGUGCCAGUGUGCACCAUCUUCAACCAGGCCAACCAUGCCCCCUCCCAGCCGCACUUGUUUCUGCAGGAUGGCUUUGAGUCCCAGAUGGUGAAGUCUCCCAGUUUUAGCAGUGCCAGUGAGACCUCAGCCAAGACCCCUCCUCAGAUGGUCCAGCCCAGUCCCAGCCUGAGUAAAUUUUUUGGUGAUACAGUGAAUGCUAAUUCCCUGGCCUCUGAUUUCUUUGAUUCCUUCACCACUUCUACUUUCAUUUCAGUCAGCAAUCCCAAUGCAGGCUCUUCCGUUCCAGAAAAACUGUCUUCGCUCACUGCCCCUGUGGGAGAACAGUCUCCAGAUUCUGCCAGCCCCUCUUACUCUGUAGGGAUGGAAAGGUCAGAAUCGGGUGUUUCUUCCACCUCUCUGGAAAUCCCUGAGUCUCCAAAGCCAUUUUCACAGAUACAGGCUGUGUUUGCUGGGAGUGAUGACCCCUUCGCCACAGCCCUGAGCAUGAGCGAGAUGGACCGAAGGAAUGAUGCGUGGCUUCCCAGCCAGGGGACCAGAGAGGUCCUGAUGUCGGUGGCAACUCAGCAGUACAGCACUGUGUUCAUAGACAAGGAGAACCUCACCAUGCCAGGCCUCAAGUUUGACAACAUUCAGGGAGAUGCAGUUAAGGACUUGAUGCUUCGCUUCCUGGGUGAGAAAGCUGCAGCAAAGAGACAAGUCUUAACUGCCAGCUCGGUGGAACAGUCUUUUGUGGGUCUGAAGCAGCUCAUUAACUGCAAGAACUGGAGGGCAGCAGUCGACCUGUGUGGACGCCUACUCACAGCCCAUGGCCAAGGCUAUGGCAAGAGUGGGCUGCCCACCAGCCACACGACGGACUCCUUACAGCUCUGGUUUGUGAGGUUGGCGCUGCUGGUAAAGCUGGGUCUUUUCCAAAAUGCUGAAAUGGAAUUUGAACCCUUUGGAAAUCUGGACCAGCCAGACCUGUAUUAUGAAUACUACCCUCAUGUAUACCCAGGACGCAGAGGCUCCAUGGUCCCCUUUUCCAUGCGCAUUCUGCACGCGGAUCUGCAGCAGUAUCUGGGGAACCCGCAGGAGUCUCUGGACAGACUACACAGGGUCAAGACCGUCUGCAGCCAGAUCCUGGCUAACUUGGAGCAAGGUUUAGCUGAAGAUGGUGGCCUGAGCAGCGUCAGCCAAGAAAGCAGACAAGCUUCGGUUCAGCUGUGGAGGGCGCGACUAGGCCGUGUGCUGUAUUCCAUGGCGAACUGUCUGCUCCUGAUGAAGGACUACGUACUGGCUGUGGAUGCAUACCGUGCAGUAAUCAAGUACUUCCCAGAGCAGGAGCCACAGCUGUUGAGUGGCAUUGGCCGCAUUCUCCUCCAGCAUAGUUUCCUCCACUCCUGUCCUCUGUCCUCCCACCAAGCUGUUGGCUCACUGGUACCCAGACAGGACACCAUGUGUUUCCACUCUGCAGGAACUGUUUUCAUGCACAGACACCUUCCUCCUCCUCCACCCGUGUUGGUAGUGGUCAGAGUAUUUUGUCACAGCAAUGAAGAAACAAACCAGAACACCACCAGAGUUCACUUGAGAGCCAGGCAGUUGCCAGACCAAAGACUGCAGGGGAGCCAGGGAGAGGAUGCUAGAGCCAUGUGUGGUAUUGGAGACAUAAAAACUGCUGAAAAAUAUUUUCAAGACGUUGAGAAAGUAACACAGAAAUUGGAUGGACUGCAGGGUAAAAUAAUGGUUUUAAUGAACAGAGCCUUUCUGCACCUUGGCCAGAAUAACUUUUCAGAAGCUCACAAAUUCUUCACAGAGAUUCUGAGGAUGGACCCCACAAAUGCAGUGGCCAACAACAAUGCUGCUGUGUGUCUGCUUUACCUGGGCAAGCUCAAGGACUCCCUGCGGCAGCUAGAGGCCAUGGUGCAGCAGGAUCCUAGGCACUACCUUCAUGAAAGUGUGCUCUUCAACCUGACUACGAUGUACGAGCUGGAGUCCUCACGGAGCAUGCAGAAGAAACAGAGCCUGCUUGAAGCUGUGGCCAGCAAAGAAGGAGACAGCUUCAACACACAGUGCCUCAAGCUGGCCUAGUCCUCACCAGGUCUCUGUCCCGUGGACACCAGAAUAAAUGUAUCACUACCACUCUGGCAGGUUCAGUAAAAGCAUUUGACAGGCAUUCAGGAGCGUGUCUUGAGCUGAGGUUGCACCCUUAGCUGGGCCCACUCUCAGGCUACCACCUUGCCUGCUCUGCUAUUCCCACAUCACUGCCUGGUGGCUGUUUGGAUGGCAUUCAGAGACAGGAAGCCCAGGACAUUUUGGAUCCCUUUGGUUUGUUUCUGGAAGCUAAUGUGCUCAUUUAUCAGUUGUGAUUAUCCUCAGAGAAACAUCAGAUGCAAUGUCAUGCAUUCUCACUAUAGGCCUGAAUGUUCUAGAGAUUUUAAACACCAAACUCAGAUCACUGUGCAACGUUUUCCCUCCUCCACAUCCCAGACCAGAUGCCUCACCUUGAUUUGUCUGACUUUUUUCCCACCUGACAGAGGCCACCCUGAAUGGCCCAGGUUGAGAGACUCAGAACACAGCUGGGACAAGAAGCAUAUCUGAGCUGGGCAUGUAGCAUUUGUGCAUUCUUGUGUGCCUGAAAAUUAGUGUGUUUGCUUAAUACUUAUUAUUCCCACUUUGAAUAAAAAUGUAAGAUACCUGAAAAUAAAGCAUCUAGCUUUUCUAAUGCAUGUGGAGGCUGUGAUACACAGGGAUGGGGAUGUAGUAGAGCACAGUGUGGCCUGGUUUGCAUGAGGGCCUGGGUCCUGUUCCCAGCACCACAAACAAAAGGCUCAUCCAUGGCACAAAGCAAAGCUGCCUGUCUGUUCACUUUUAUAAUAAAGUAAAAAGAUACAGCA